AUGGGAAGACCAGCUUCAGAUAUUGAUCGUCAAGAUUUAAGUGACUUUGGCAAUGAUAAGAAUAAAGAGAAUAAAAAGAAGGGAGAGUGGACCUUAGCUUCAGCUAUUACCCUAACCAAAGUCAAUGAACAAGUCCAAAUCACUGGCGACAAGCCGAUUGGACUUAUAAAAAGAGCAAUGAGAGCUAUGUCCUUGCAUUCACAACAGUUAUUUGCUCUCAAUACAAAAGAUGGGUCUUCACAACCAAAGACUCAGCGUGUCUACGUUCAUUGUAUUCGUCAUGCAGAAGCUCAGCAUAAUCUUAAGGACGUGCCGUACGAGUACAGGAAGAAGAUGAAGGAUCCAAGACUUACAGUCUACGGAGAGCUCCAAGCUAAAGAACUAGCGAAUCGAUUUAGACAUAUGGAAAAGGUUACUCACAUCAUAUGCUCGCCACUGCAACGUACUAUCCACACAACCCAGCUUGCUCUCGGUCCCGCUAUUUUCGGAAAAGGGAUCCAAAUCAUCGCUUAUCCAGAUGUUCGAGAGUGGGGAAACACCAACUGCAAUACUGGUAUUCCCAUGUCCCUUCUUCUGAAGAAGUUUCCGGGACUGGAAGGAAAACUCGAGACUCGCCUUGCUCCUAACGGAUGGGAGAUGAAUAGAGAGAUUGGCACGCCAUUCCCGGAGUACAAGCAAACUCGAGCUCUGAAGGUUCGUAAGGAGCUUUGGGAGCUAGGUCAGGUUGCUCUGAAGGAAGAAAAGGGCAUUUGGAAUGGAAUCGAAGUCAACGGUGUUGCGAGAGACUGUGAUGUUCACAUUGUGGUCGUUUCUCAUGGUGCUUUCCUUGCUACAUUGGAGGGAGAGGAAAAUGCGCGGCUCUACAAUGCAGAGUAUAAAUCUUACGAGUUUGCAACGGAGGAGAUGGUCGUUGCACAUAAGUCUUCUCAGUUUGAACUCAUUGAGACCGAGGAAAGCAAACAGUAUAUUCAUACGCAUCCAGUGUGGGUAUGA
This is a messenger RNA of Cadophora gregata, 993 nucleotides long. RefSeq lists its product as uncharacterized. Gene Ontology annotation, molecular function: phosphatase activity. Gene Ontology annotation, cellular component: cytoplasm. Bases 1 to 993 code for a protein of 330 amino acids. Lineage: Eukaryota; Fungi; Ascomycota; Leotiomycetes; Helotiales; Ploettnerulaceae. The transcript has 3 exons. The record is from RefSeq and is a predicted model, not a curated record.